ACAACUAAAAGAAGGAAGAAGAGUUUCUCUGCUUGGGCCAAGGUUCUUUGGAGUUGCACAAUUCUUAGAAAUGGCUCUUUCGGGAGUGGCUGGGAGGGGCCUUUUGGCUUUCAUCUUCCUAGCAGCCCCGUGCUGCUUCGCCGAGGAUUAUGUGUCGCCUCUGGCGGAGACUUUGGACGAGGCGAAGACGCGCAGAAACUUGUUCACUCAUAUUCGCAAGGACCAGGCCCAUGAGUCACACCAGCGGCCCACAGCGCUGAUCGUCGAAACGCCGGAAAAGCUUGAGGACUUGCAGCAGAACGUGGAGAAAGUGCGUUCAAAGCGAGGGGCGAUCCCCGGGAAAGCGAUUCCUCACGAAAUUGUGUUGAAUGACCAUAACCCAACCAUGGCUGUCACGUGGUCUGGCGUCUCUGGCAACGGGUCACACUCGGAUGUGAUUGUGGCGCUGACCUACAGUCGCAACUCCGCCUGGCUACGGUCCAGGGCGUCGUCGCAUCUCUACGUAUCCCGCGACUACGGCAAGACGUUCCCGCGCAUCGAGCUGGACACGCCGACGGGCAUCGUUGCCAAGGCCACCCUCGUCCUCCUGUGCCCCGAGUCCGCUGGCUGGGGCGUGAUUCUUGACACCCUGAAUUCGCUGAUGUGGACGACCAAGGACGACUUCAAGACGCUGGCGCUUCAGCCCAAGGUGCCAUUCUACCUGAAACAGCUAUCCUGCCAUCCCAAUGUUCCCAGUGUUUUCCUGGCUGUAUCAACACAGCAACAACUGUACGUCAGUAAGACGUUCACCAACUCCUGGUUUAGCGCUACAACAGACCCGGUGACACGCUUCGCAUGGGGUAGCAACCAGUCGUAUGAGCACCAAUACACCAUCUACGCUGAACUUUCAAAGGGUGGUAUUAUUCGCACAGAUGAUUUUUUCAAGACACGUACAGUGAUUUCUAAGACUGGCUUUGAUAUGAAGGUCCAGGAACGUCAUGUUAUCUACCUGGAGAAAGACCCGAAACAGAAGUAUAACACGUUGAUGGUGUCAUACUUGGGCAAGCCAGCAGUUGCAGCCACGUUCCCAGAAUACGCCAACGGCACAAAGUUUGUUCCGAAUGAAUACUUCAUUGCUGAGAUCCUGGCCGAUAGUAUAAUGCUGGCGGUCAACCAUUACAUCAACCUCACCAAUCUCUAUGUCUCUGAAGACGGCAAUGCUCGAUUUUCUUUCUCUCUGGAGAGAAUACUGUAUCAUAAUCCACUCUCCAACUAUGUCAACAAAUAUAUCAAAAAGGUGCGGGCAGACUCGUUUGUCGACUGGCAUGUUGUAGACGGCUUCCCCAGCGUCAUCAUCAGCCAACAGCUUGGGUUCGGUACUGUCGGCCAUCGUAAGCUGCACACGGUGAUGACAUAUGACCAGGGAGGUUACUGGUCGCUCGUCAAAGCACCGGCAUUGCUGAACAACUCUCCCACGAACUGCCAUUUACCGAACUGCUCUCUGCACAUGGUCAGCGAGUUCAUUGCCUCCCUCUCACAGUAUCCGAAAAUCUACUCAGUUGAGUCCGCCCCCGGUCUCAUCAUGGCUUCAGCUUAUUAUGGUAAGCAUUACACUGGCAAGCAACAUGUUGUCAUGACAAGAGACAACGGAGUUCAUUGGGAGUUUCCAAAGCUACCAUCCAGCCCCAGCCCAUACUAUGAUAUACGUGCCGGUGACCACGGUGGUAUUAUUGUAGCAGUGCCAUACAGCAACAUUGCCGUCAACAGCUUCUACUAUAGUGUAGACAUGGGCUUGACGUGGUCAAUGUUCAUCUUUGGAACCAAGCAAAUGGUUGUAUCCAACAUCUUCAGUGAGCCAGGAGAGACGUCGUCCGUCUUCACCUUGUUUGGAAGGUUCACCGGCACGUACCUACAGUGGGCCAUGGUCACCGUCGACCUCAAAGCCAAACUUGUGCGUACGUGUGAGCCAAAGGACUAUUUCGACUGGCAGCCCAAACCAGCAUUCUGGGACGGCGAGGACCCAGAAGGUGCCCAGUGCCUAUUCGGUUUGCGAGAGUUCAUCACCCUGAGAAAGCCCAAGUCAAUCUGCUACAACGGCAUGAAGUUUGAACGUCCGCACAACGUGACCUCCUGCAGCUGUGAGCGAUCCGACUACGAAUGCGAUGUUGGCUACAUUUUGUCUGGCUGGGAGUGCUUGCCCAACAACGACCUUGUUGUCAUUCAGGGCAUGAAGAGAGCACUAAACUGCGUGGCCGGCAAAAACAUUUCCAUCUCCAAAGGAUAUCGGCGUAUUUCCGGCUCUUUCUGCGCCGGAGGUCUGACGUCUCUGUUUGAGCCGGCUGUGUUUCCAUGCACGCACACCACCAUAAACAAGACGGUCGAAGUCGCAUUCUCCCUAAAGAUCUUCCGCCGUACAAGUACAAACGGUGUCGUUGGCGUGGUGACCAACGCCACUAUACCGAACAGCAAUGGCACGGUCGCACUGUCUGCAGACACUUUGCCGGCAAACGCCUCAUCCAGCAUUCGGUGGCAGUUCGGAGACGGUGCAUCCACAGAGUCUCAGCCUGGUGGCACUGUCCAUCAUAAAUACAGCAAGCCUGGUAUUUACACUGUGGUAGCGAGUGCCAGCUCCAGAGCGACAUCGCACGUCGCCACGGUUACAGUUCACACACACGAACUGCUGACCGGGAAGGUGCCCAUUGACGUUCAAUCCUACCUUGGCAGCAGCCCACUUCAAAAGAACACAGUUAUCCUCUUCACUGCCAAUAUACCUCAGAAUAUAAAUCCUGCCCUGAACUAUACCUGGCAGUUCACCUAUCAGGGGGAUUCCGAGAAGGAUUCCGCUACUCUUAACACACAACAGUCACCAAUGGUGAAGCACUCCUUCAGUACAGCUGGCCGCUAUUUUGUCAAGGUGGAGGUAUCUGGUCCCGUGAAUAAAAUCCAUGGAGGUCAAUGGAUCUAUGUGAAUGACUUGUCACCCAAGGUUAGCAUAUACCCAUCUAGCACCACUGCAUUAGUCAUUGGCUGGAAGCUGCCUGGUCCACCAACUUCCGCAAGGAUCAUCGUCAAGCGUGUGGGCAGCCCUGACAGCGAGAAACCGUUGCAGAUCACGACACCUAACGACAUAGGCAGCUGGGUGGCGACGGGCCUAGUGCCGGGUGCUGAUUACGACGUCACCGUGGCAACCGUGGGCGAGCGUGGCUGCGGUGGGGCGAGCGCCGCCAGUGCCAGUGUUGUGCGUCUGCCGGUAACCGAUGACAGUCUACAUGUCAAAUUGUCUGUACCAGGUCCCCGAACAGUUCGAGUGACGUGGAGAAAAGCAGUUGGACAUACUGCGUCUACAACUUAUCGCGUUGUUGUCGUCAAGUCAGACACAGACAGCAGCGUGGAAGGCGGAAAACAUCAGCCGACAGAACUGCCGCGAUUUGUCCAGUCCGCGUUGCAGUCACCGACUGGAGAUUAUCUGCACCCACCACAACAUCUGGAGCUGAUUGCCAUUAAUCACACGACCGCCGUGCUCAUUUGGCAGUACGAUGUUCCUGGUGUCAAGCUAUUUACCGUCACUGUCACACAAGGUGGCAACAGCAUCACUCAGCAGACAUCUAACAAAUUCUUCUACGCCAAGAACCUCAUUGCCGACACUAAAGUUCACAUUGCAGUGCGUCCGACGUGUACAAGCCAAGUGUCCUCGGAGCUGCAUGUCCCUUAA
This is a messenger RNA of Sycon ciliatum, 3691 nucleotides long. RefSeq names its product sortilin-related receptor-like. The transcript is spliced from 28 exons. Gene Ontology annotation, cellular component: membrane; Golgi apparatus. Gene Ontology annotation, molecular function: protein binding. Bases 71 to 3691 code for a protein of 1206 amino acids. NCBI's taxonomy places the organism in Eukaryota, Metazoa, Porifera, Calcarea, Leucosolenida, Sycettidae. The record is from RefSeq and is a predicted model, not a curated record. Gene Ontology annotation, biological process: post-Golgi vesicle-mediated transport.